GGUGGCAAGAAUUGAAGACAAUGGGAGAUAAGCAAUCAAUUAAUUAUGGUAACAUAAACAAGCAAUUCAAAUAAUUAUAAAAUAACAAAAGCAUAAAAAUUAAACUCUGCAGAGUAGCAUUUGAACUUGGGAUUUACAUAUAAGUAAAAGUAUACUAUUUUAAAGUGUGUGUGGACUCCAAAGUAUCCUCACCCCCCUCACAUAGAGGGUCUUCUGUCAACUACGUUCAGUUCUCAAAAUUUAAAGUUACGGUAGCAACCUCUGCUCGAAAUAUGAAAACAGUAAAAGUUCGGCUCAAUGCAAAGCCGAAAAGAGCAAGAGUCAGGUUUUCUACCCACCCUGUCCUAAGGUCCUGUAAGCGCCUAAAGGAGGAAAGGGUUGCUGAGAUUGAGAUGGCGGUGUGGGUGGGGAGUCCGGCGUCUUUAAGCUGUUUGUCUUUUUAGCUUUUUUAGCUCUGGUUAUGAAGCUGGGUCACAGACCGUCACACUACCCUUAGCUGGAGAACGUAAGAAGCCGCAGAUGGUGCCUUCCCAGCCCUCUCUGUGCGACCCCCACAGGGUCUGAGUCGCGCCGGCACCCAGCCUCCCCGAUGUCGUCCCCGGGUCCUGUCCCAGUGGGUCGAGCCCGCCCCCGGCUGGCCAAGGUGUCCCGGCAGCUCCUUGGCGCCCCCUGGCCCGGCUCUGGCGCCCGAGGUUUCCGGUGAGCAGCAUUAGCCGGUUAUGACGACUCCCUCCUCCCGAGCCGCAGCCGUCUCCUCCGCCUCCCCGGCUCUCCCGCUCCAGGUGGGAUCGCUCGCGCACUCCACGCCACGGGGCGCGAGGCGGGCGUCGGAAGCGGACCCCGGCAGCGGCGCGCCGAGUUCCCGGGAGCCCUCGGCCUCCCGGCCAGCGCUGCGUGGACCCGGUUUCUCAGGCCGGGACCGAGCCACUCCUGGCGCCCCUCCCGGACGCGCCGGGGACUCGUGAGGCCGCGGUGCAGGGUGGCGGGUGGCUCCGGAGAUCUCUGCGUCCGGAAGCAGUCCCGGGCGGCGCCUGGGCUCCCCAACCCCCGCGCGGCGUGUUAGCUGCGUCCAGGCGCUGGCCGGCUGACCCCGCCCCGCUGUGCGGUGACUGUUAGCGCAGAGACCUCCACCGCGGCGUCUCAGGCAGCCCUUCCCAAGCCCUGCCUCCUGCCCGCCUAGACACUUGAUGGCACCAGGGGCGCCAGCCGGUUAGGAGUCAUUCUGACUCUGAUGUGUUGAUCUUUUUUUUUCAUUUGUCCCCUGCCUUCUUCAAACUUUUCCAAGCGCUGUCACAGAAGACCAUCUUGUCAUCCCCAGAUGUCCGCUCUCAACCUAAUUUUAAAAGAACUAAUUUAUUUUCGUAUAAAUUUAUGGGGUACAAAUGUAAUUUUGUUACAGUGAUUUAUUGCUUAGUGGCGGGAUCAGGACUUUUAUAUAUGUAUCACUGGAGUAAUAUACACUUCAUCAUCUUUCAGAAUGUACUUUUUUCCUCCCUUACUUUUAAGCCUGUGGAAAUCUAUUAAGGGUACAAGAGCGGAAUGAGCCCAGCUGCUUUGUGCUGAAGGAAAAAGUAGCAUCGCUGGAAAGCCUUCCCUGAGCUGGAGAAAGGCAUCAUCCACCCAUCCCUGCCGGCCUCGGAGGGGAUCAAACACUGGGGGGCUCCUGCCCGGCUCCGAGGUUGUGCUUUUCACACCCCAGCAGCUGCCCUCAUCCACCUUAUGCAAGUGGGUUUUAAGAGGCCUGAAACAUCACAGAAGCUUCUGGGUGGCUCUGAGGAUUAAAGAGGUUUGGAGGUUGCUAUGUUAAUACUGCUUGUCUUUGGAGUAUUGCUUCAUAAAGUCCCACUGAGUGGCCAAGAUCAGACUCCUCCUGAGACUGGAGAACCUCUGUAUAACUAUGCCAGCAUCCACUUGCCAGAGGAGCACAUUCCCUUCUUUUUGUACAAUAAUAGGUAUAUUGCCACCAUCUGUAAGAAAGACUCACAGUGUCCAUAUAAGAGUGACUCAAGCCUGGUGUGUUCCCGUUAUCUCCAGUAUUGCCGAGCAACCAAUCUCUACCUUGAUUUAAGAAACAUCAAGAGAAAUCAUGACAGGUUUAAGGAAGACUUUUUCCAGAGUGGUGAAAUUGGAGGGCACUGUAGACUUGAUACUCAUACGUUAAUGUCUGAAGGUCAACGCAAAAGCCCUCUGCAGUCAUGGUUUGCUGAACUAAGAAGUUAUACUCCGCUCAACUUCAGACCUAUAGAAGAUGCUAAAUGUGACCUUGUUAUUGAAAAACCAACAUAUUUCAUGAAAUUAGAUGCAGGUGUUAACAUGUAUCACCACUUCUGCGAUUUCAUCAAUCUUUAUAUCACCCAGCAUGUGAACAACUCAUUCAGCACAGAUGUGCGCAUUGUGAUGUGGGACACCAGUUCUUAUGGAUAUGGUGACCUAUUCUCCGACACCUGGAAAGCAUUUACUGAUUAUGAUGUUAUACAUUUGAAAACAUACGAUUCCAAAAGGGUAUGUUUCAGAGAAGCUAUUUUUUCAUUGCUCCCCCGCAUGAGGUACGGGCUGUUCUAUAACACUCCUCUGAUAUCUGGCUGUCAGAAGACUGGAUUAUUCAGGGCAUUUUCCCAGCAUGUACUACACAGACUGAACAUCACACAGGAGGGACCCAAGGAUGGAAAAAUUCGAGUCACCAUCCUUGCACGGAGCACAGAAUACCGGAAAAUCCUAAACCAAAAUGAGCUUGUAAAUGCACUGAAAACAGUAUCUAUGUUUGAAGUCCAGAUUGUUGAUUACAAGUAUAAAGAACUUGGCUUUUUAGAUCAACUAAGGAUCACACACAACACAGACAUAUUUAUUGGAAUGCAUGGAGCUGGUCUUACCCACUUACUUUUCCUUCCAGACUGGGCUGCUGUAUUUGAACUGUACAACUGUGAAGAUGAACGCUGUUACCUGGACUUGGCCAGGCUGCGAGGCAUCUACUACACCACUUGGCGAAGGAAGAACAAAGUCUUCCCUCAGGAUAAGGGUCACCAUCCAACUCUGGGGGAGCACCCGAAGUUUACCAACUACUCUUUUGAUGUAGAAGAAUUUAUGUACCUUGUCCUUCAGGCUGCAGACCACGUAUUACAACACCCAAAGUGGCCAUUUAAGAAGGAACACGAUGAGCUAUAAAUGUGUUGAGUCUGUUUGCAAAAAUAGAGUGUUUAAACAUGAUUAAACAGUAAAUCAGUAAAACAACCCGUUAUUUCCUAGCCCCAAAUGACCUUUUCUAUACCAAAACAUACCUUCAAUAUACUGUUCUGUGUUUUAUUGUAUUUAAGUAUUUUAUGUGAUUUUUACAUUAUUGCUUUUGACAAAUAGCAACAAUAAGUUUGCACUGAAAGCUUUACUUUUUAUAGUUCAAAAAUUUGGCAUAGGCUAACUGAUGUAAUUAAGCUUUCUUUUUAGGACUGCCAAAAUUUUUAACUUUUCUCAACUUUCAAUUGUGUAAAUGUUUCUGCAGUAUAUUAUGUGAUUGUAAUUCCAGAAUGUUCCAACUUGUUUAUGAUAUACUUAGGUAAACUUACAACUGUUUUUUAUUUGCCACAGGGUGUUUAUAACACUUCUUACAGUAGGAAAGGAAAACGGGCACAGCAUACAUAGAGUUGUGAUGCUCAGUACCAAGCACAGGAACAUGUUAUGUCAGAGUUUAGUCAGUUCCAGGUUUUAUGCAUCAAGAACUGGGAGAACUCGUUCCACUGUAUUAAUUUAUAUUCAUAUAUUUCAUAUUCAAAUCAUGUUUUCCCAAAAUAUAACAACUACAUAUGAUAAAAGCAAAUCAGAAAAUGCGUUAGAACUGCUUUGCAUAUUCUAGCUGGUUUCCCCUGAAUCCCUUCUUAGUCGUGGAGCACAUGUUGAAUUUCUAUACGAAACAGUGGUUUGCACCAUGUAUCUGCAUGUACCUAUGUGUGUGCCCCUACCUCUUUCAGCAUUAAAGUAUUCUAGUUUUUGAUUUCACAGACUUAGAAUUAGCCUCAUGAAGAGAAUUUUUCUCCCUAAUACAGUAAGACAAAAAAAUUCUAAAAAGACAUGAAUUAUCCAACCAAAAAUUUAAAAAGCUAUAUAUGAAAACACCAUUGAUUAAAAACAGUAUUUAGCAUUUCUGUUAUUCAUUCCUUACUGUUCAAUUUAAGCAGUCAGAAAUGAUUUAUUUUAUUGGAUUGUUUUACUGGAUUUAUUUUACUGCAGAAUGUGAAGUUUACAUUUUAUUAACACUUGAGUAGUCUAAUUUAGAGACUAGUUCGAUUUUUUUUUUUUUUUGUAGAGACAGAGUCUCACUGUACUGCCCUCAGUAGAGUGCCGUGGUGUCACAUGGCUCACAGCAACCUCCAGCUCUUGGGCUUAUGUGAUUCUCUUGCCUCAGCCUCCCGAGCAGCUGGGACUUCAGGCGACCGCCACAACACCCGGCUAGAGUUCAAUUUUUUUUAAAGGAAGGAGUUAUCAAAUUACAGAAAAGCUAAAGAAUGUUUUGUUUCUUUUGACAUUUUUAAUGUUGUAAAAAAUGGAGAAGUGGGGCGGCACCUGUGGCUCACUCGGUAAGGUGCCAGCCCCAUAUACCGAGGGUGGCGGGUUCAAACCUGGCCCCGGCAGAACCGCAACCCAAAAAAUAGCCGGGUGUUGUGGCGGGCGCCUGUAGUCCCAGCUGCUUGGGAGGCUGAGGCAAGAGAAUUGCUUCAGCCCAGGAGCUGGAGGUUGCGGUGAGCUGUGUGAGGCCACGGCACUCUACCCAGGGCCAUAAAGUGAAACUCUGUCUUUACAAAAAAAAAAAAAAAUGGAGAAGUGACUGGCAAAACAACACAUUUAUAUAUGGACUCUUAAGGAAAAGUUUUUUGACUUCAGCUUUAAAGGAUUAUGAACAGUCUGCUAGAAUUUAGGAAUAUUGACUAUUGAAUAUUGAAUAUUAGCUAUAAAGCAAAAAGUGAAUCACUGUGGCAAUAGCUUUGAUUUGGCUCUUAAAAUUAUAUAAAAAGAAUUACAACAUACUUUGAAUUUUUUAAUGACAGGUAUAGUUACUAUUCUUUGCACAAAAUGCUGAGUAAACACUGGGAAAAUAUUUUACAUGAAAGGAAUUAUAAAGGCUAUGUUGCACUUUGAGUCAGCAAAGUAUAAACAUCUGGAAAAAAUGCAAAAAUGUUUCAACAUGUAUCCUCUUACCUCAUUUUAAGGAGUAUGUGGAAAUGUGAUUGUGUAGAUUAGUGAGGCUUUCAGAAAUUGAGAACAAUUCAUAAUAAAAUGGUUAUAUUUGAAUAUUUUGCAUUUAAAAAGAGAAUAUAUUUUAUAUAAACAAAACAGUAUGUUUGACAUUUUAAUUAUGGAAUUCAGUUUUAUCAGGUUUUUUGUCAGAGUAAAAGAAUGUUUUCAAAUUAUUAUAAAGUUUAAAAUACAAGACUGCUCUUUUUAUUAAGUCUUUAAAAGGAAUGCAUUUCAUUGUACAUUUUGGGUAUGGCUUUGGAAUAAAUCUUUAUAUUUCAUUUGAGUAUCAA
Messenger RNA from Nycticebus coucang (slow loris), 5513 nucleotides. It is a transcript of the gene EOGT, whose product is annotated as EGF domain specific O-linked N-acetylglucosamine transferase. The record is from RefSeq and is a predicted model, not a curated record. Gene Ontology annotation, molecular function: protein N-acetylglucosaminyltransferase activity. The transcript has 15 exons. Bases 1801 to 3162 code for a protein of 453 amino acids. Gene Ontology annotation, cellular component: endoplasmic reticulum lumen. Lineage: Eukaryota; Metazoa; Chordata; Mammalia; Primates; Lorisidae.